Molecule: messenger RNA, 3721 nt
Organism: Bicyclus anynana (squinting bush brown)
Lineage: Eukaryota; Metazoa; Arthropoda; Insecta; Lepidoptera; Nymphalidae
Gene: LeuRS
Product: leucine--tRNA ligase, cytoplasmic
Exons: 13
Coding region: 160-3684 (1174 amino acids)
Biological process (GO): leucyl-tRNA aminoacylation
Molecular function (GO): leucine-tRNA ligase activity; ATP binding; aminoacyl-tRNA deacylase activity
Source: RefSeq, a predicted model, not a curated record
CAGUGACACUGACAGUUGACGUUUUCCGUUCCGCGGCGACGGCGAACGAGUGUGAAAAGAAGGAAAUUAAAAUAAAACGUGUCACACUUAGAAAUUCUACACUUUUUCCAAGUUUUAUGGAUUUUUUUAUCUAAAGCAAAUGCUUGUAAAAGAUAAAAGAUGGCAAAUCUAGACCGCAAAGGUACUUUCAAGGUAGAAUACCUUCAGGAAAUUGAAAAGCAUGUACAGGAACGAUGGGAGCAAGAAAAGAUUUACGAAGUGGAGGCACCUGAUGAACCUUGUGAGAAGUUUAUGUGCACCUUUCCAUAUCCUUAUAUGAACGGGCGACUUCAUCUUGGGCACACAUUUUCUCUAUCAAAAUGUGAGUUUGCUGUGAGGUACUUCAGAUUGAAAGGCCGGCGUGUUCUCUUCCCUUUCGGUUUCCACUGUACUGGAAUGCCUAUUAAGGCAUGUGCUGACAAAUUAAAAAGGGAAAUGGAACUGUAUGGAUGCCCUCCAAACUUUCCUAAUGAAGAUUUUACUGAGGAAAAGGAAGAAAAAGAGGAUUUAGUUCCCAAGGACAAAAGCAAAGGAAAAAAGAGUAAAGCGGUUGCCAAGACAGGAGCAGCAAAAUAUCAAUGGCAGAUCAUGCGUAGUAUUGGUGUCCCUGAGGAGGAGAUAAAGGAGUUUGCUAACGAGAGCUACUGGCUGGAGUAUUUUCCACCCCUGGCAGUAGCUGAUCUGAAGAGAAUGGGACUUCACGUUGACUGGCGCAGAAAAUUUAUCACAACUGAUGCGAAUCCAUUUUACGACUCGUUCAUAAGGUGGCAGUUUUAUCAUCUUAAAGAGCGCAAUAAGAUCAUGUAUGGGAAGAGAUACACUAUAUUCUCUCCUUUGGACAAACAACCUUGCAUGGACCACGACAGGAGCACUGGGGAGGGGGCUGGACCUCAAGAAUAUACUCUUAUUAAAAUGGAGGUGCUACAACCUCUGCCUGAUGUACUUAAGGUAUUCAAUGGAAAACCAGUCAGCUUUGUAGCAGCGACCCUUCGCCCAGAGACCAUGUAUGGUCAAACGAAUUGUUGGGUCCACCCUGAAAUUAAAUAUGUCGCAUUCGAAACUGUAAAAGACGGCAUUUUCAUAUGCACGAAACGUGCUGUGCGAAAUAUGUGUUACCAAGGUUUUACUAAAAACGAUGGACAAUUUGAAAUUCUAUUAGAAAUAGUAGGACAACAAUUGUUAGGUAUUGCUCUGAAAUCUCCAUUCACUUGUUACCCAAAAAUUUAUGCUCUUCCAAUGUUGACAAUAAAAGAAGAUAAAGGUACGGGAAUCGUUACCAGUGUUCCGUCAGAUUCUCCCGACGAUUACGCGGCUAUGGUCGACUUACAAAAGAAACUAGCUUUUAGGGAAAAAUAUGGUAUCGCUGACGAUAUGAUCCUGCCUUAUAAACCAGUGCCAAUUCUCGAGAUUCCCGAAUUCGGUAAUCUGGCCGCCGUAAAUUUGUACGAUAAGUUGAAAAUCCAGAGUCAGAAUGACAAGGACAAGUUGACUCAGGCUAAAGAAAUGGUAUACCUCAAAGGUUUCUACGAUGGUGUUUUAUUAGUGGGCGAAUAUAAAGGCAGUAAGAUACAGGAUGUAAAAAAGAAAAUACAAACGAGACUUAUUGAAGACGGAGGCGCUGUAGUGUACUAUGAACCUGAGAAAACAAUAAUGUCAAGGUCAGGAGAUGAGUGUGUUGUAGCUCUCUGCAAUCAAUGGUAUUUGGACUAUGGCGAUGAAGAAUGGACGGUGCAAGCGGAAAAGGCUUUGGCGGCAAUGAACACGUAUCACGAUGAAGUUCGGAAGAAUUUCCAGACGACUCUUAGGUGGCUUCAUGAAUACGCUUGUUCUAGGACAUAUGGCCUUGGGACAAAAUUGCCUUGGGAUCCACAGUGGGUGAUAGAAUCUCUGUCGGACUCCACAAUCUAUAACGCGUACUACACCAUCGCUCACUUCAUUCAAGGCGACACGUUUAGAGGGAACGCCGAAAACGCGCUUAAAAUUAAACCCGAACAAAUGACUAUUGACGUUUGGGACUAUAUAUUUUUCAAAGACGCUCCAUUCCCGAAAUCGACUAAGAUUCCCAAAAAAUCGUUAGAUCUGAUGAAGAAGUCGUUUCAAUUCUGGUAUCCAGUCGACCUGAGAACAUCGGGGAAGGACCUUAUACAAAACCAUUUAACGUACUACAUUUACAAUCAUUGUGCUAUUUGGGAUAAGGAGGAAGACAAAUGGCCUAAAGGCGUCCGGGCCAAUGGUCAUUUGAUGUUGAACUCCGCUAAAAUGUCCAAAUCUGAGGGGAAUUUCCUCACAUUGUCGGAAAGUUUGGAUAAAUUCAGCGCGGACGCUAUGAGGCUUACUUUAGCUGAUGCGGGGGAUUCGGUGGAGGACGCUAAUUUUGUCGAAAAUACCGCCGAUGCGGCGAUUUUGAGGCUGUUCACGUUUAUCGGAUGGGUGAAGGAAAUAAUUGCAACAGAGGCCAGUUUUCGAUUAGGCGACUACAAUUUCCACGACAAAGUUUUCCUUAGCGAGAUAAACACUAAGAUUAAUCAGACUGACGAGAACUACAACAAACUGCUGUUCAAGGAAGCCUUGAAGACCGGCUUCUUUGAGCUGCAAGCGGCUCGGGACAAGUACAGGGAGCUGUGCUCUGAGGCGGGGAUGCACUACGAGCUGGUCACACACUACAUUGUGACGCAGGCCAAGUUGAUCUUGCCAAUAUGUCCGCACGUGGCCGAACAUGUUUGGGAACUUGUUGGAAAUAAAGAAAGCAUUCUUCACGAGCGUUGGCCUGUCGCAGACAAAGUAGACGAAGCGGCGGUCAAAGCCAGCAACUACUUGAUGGAGGCGGCGCACUCCUUCCGGAUAUAUCUGAAGAACCAUUGCGCUGUUAAGAAACCCAAGAAAGGGGAAGCCCCCAAACCAGAACCUAAACCGAAUAAAGCUAUUAUAUGGGUGGCUAAGGAGUUUCCGAAGUGGCAACAUAUCAUUUUGAGCACACUCAAACAGCUUAAUGGGCUCUCCGGCCUCCCAGACAACAAGAUAAUCUCGACCAAGCUGGCGGAGAUCCCCGAACUGAAGAAGUACAUGAAGCGAGUGAUGCCGUUCGUGCAGGCGACGAGAGAGAACAUGGAGCGAGUGGGCGCGGACGCGCUGUCCGUGGCGCUGCCGUUCGACGAGGCGGCCGUGGUCACCGACAACCUGCAGUAUUUGCUGCACACGCUAGAUCUGGACUCAAUCGAAGUGCGCCACACGGACAGCGACGGCGCGCCGGAGAAGUCGCGCGAGGAGUGCGCACCGGGCAGCCCGCACGUGACGUUCGCGAGCGAGCCGCGCGCGCGCGUCACGCUGCUCAACCCCGCGCCACGCUCGGGCCUGUUCGCCGCCGCGCUCGCGCUCGCUGACGGCGACUCGGUGGCCCGGCUCAAGGCCAAGCUCGUUAAAGAAGUCAAAGCUAUUAAAGAAGUGAACUCUCUAAAGAUCUGGAGGUACAAGGACCCUGUCCUCGGACCUCGGAAGAUACCAGUCAUCGGAGACUACGUGACCAAGUGCGUGGCGCUGGACAAUGCGUCAGUGUUCAAAGUGGACGUGGACAAGGACGCCGUCGAGUUGGUACACAACGGAACGAAUAUCAAUGUCGGGCUCCAACUUUUGUAUACUUACGAGUGAUGUGCUAAUAAAUAAUUUAUUUAUUUAUUAUUAUAAA